UCUUUGGCACAGUGACACAAACUCUGAGCGAUUAACGCCGGUGUAGAUUUCUCUCUCAACAGUUUGUCCUGACAGACCUGACGAGCACGGAGGAAGAUGUUGAGGCGAAAGCCUUCAAACGCCUCUGAGAAGGAGCAGGUGCAGAAGAAGAAGCUCACCCUGCAGAGGUCCAGCAGCUUCAAGGACUUCAUGAAGCACAAACCCACCUCUCCUGUUGUCUCAGAGAAGGAGUUCACACUGGAGGAGAAUGUGAACGAGGCUGUUCCAGGAGAGGAAGCCGGGAAAAGUGGCAGCAAACUGGGGAAGAAAUGGCGCAACGUCAUCUCACGCACGAUGACCCGCAAGACGUCCAAGAUGGUGCAGAAGGUUCUGGCUGAGGAGGGGGAGCAGCUGGAGGAGGUACAGGUUCAGGAGCAGAUGGAGGAGGUUCAGGUUCAGGAGCAGCUGGAGGAGGUUCAGGAGCAGCUGGAGGAGCUGACGCUGGAUGAAGGACGUUGA
Molecule: messenger RNA, 498 nt
Organism: Paralichthys olivaceus (Japanese flounder)
Lineage: Eukaryota; Metazoa; Chordata; Actinopteri; Pleuronectiformes; Paralichthyidae
Source: RefSeq, a predicted model, not a curated record